Iphiclides podalirius (scarce swallowtail) is the source of this 336-nucleotide messenger RNA. The record is from the annotation of a GenBank genome assembly. Lineage: Eukaryota; Metazoa; Arthropoda; Insecta; Lepidoptera; Papilionidae.
AUGAACGUUUUGAGCAUAACUGUUGCCAACAGCCGGUCCCAAGGUACGUUUACCACCAUAAAAGUCGACAGCAUACAACAUACGUGGCCGAACAGCGGCAAGCACAGCGAGCGCAUAGCGGCGUAUGGAAAUAUUGACGAAUGCGUGAGAGAACAAGCCUCACCGCAAAUGAACUUCCUCGACCCGACCCUAGCUACAGGUUGUACUCUAGUCUCCACCGAGGAGUCGAAGUUGACACAAGCGGUAUCGGGAACGGACAAGUCCGCGCCGCGCAUGAAUAUUCAAAAGCGGGGGCGGCGGCGGCGAACUCAACCGCCCAUUAUUCAGGCGCGGCAU